ACACACACACACACACACACACACACACACACACACACACACAUGCUGCUGCAGACAGCUCUGCCGGCUGAACCAGCGUGUGCCUGCCACUGUUAGCUUCCAGCAGCUCACAGUUAGCAUUUUAGCCUCUUUCUUGCUCUAGUUUAAGAAAGAGAAGAAGAAGCAGAAGAAGAAGAAGUGUACGAAGCCGGCUGCCUCUUGUGUCUGCUGCCUCUCCCUCCCUCACCCUCCCUGCCUCCAUCCUCUCUCUCUCUCUCUCUCUCUCUCUCUCUCUCUCUCUCUCUCGCUCACACACAUCCCCAUCACAUCCACACCCACAGCCAAGGAAGGAUACCCUCCCUGCCUCUCUUCCUGUCUCUCUCACACCAGCCUCCCCCCUUCAGCCCCUCCAACCACAUUUUUUUUCCACAUCCUCCUGGGAAGGAGAUGCUCGUCUGACCCCCCGAUCUGAGACUUUUUUUGUGUGGAUGCUCUCCUCUUUAAUCCGUCCCUGCUCUCCUACUUUGUUGCUACCUGUGGAGGUUCCCUGGUUCCCUGCUUCUUCUGCCAGCCGUCGCACAGGGCGCAGCCCCGCAGAGAGGCACCAUGCUGGGAGUGGACGUGUGUGAGUUUGGGGGUCAGGUGCUGGAGCUGCUGUGGUUGACUAUGUGCUACAGAGGUCUAAUGGCUGACAAAAAGGAUUUGCCUAUUGAGGAGGAAGAAGAUGAGAGAAACCUAAACUACAACCCCCCGGCCCAGAAGUCUUUGGAGGAGAUUCAGAAAAUGGACGAAGAUGACGAGAGUCUGGUCAAGUACAAGCAGACCCUGCUGGGGACAGUACCCAUUACAACAGACCUGUCUGGGUCGAAUGUCCAGGUGACCAGACUGACCCUGCUGUGUGACGAGGCCCCUGCGCCAUUAACCAUGGACCUGACAGACCUUCAAGCUCUGAAAGAGAAGACCCUCGUCUUAAAGGAAGGAGUGACAUACAGACUAAAGAUAGACUUCAAGGUGAACAGAGAAAUCGUCGCUGGCUUGAAGUACAAUCAUGUGAUCCACAGAAAAGGGAUAAAGGUGAACAAGGUGUCACACAUGGUGGGCAGUUACGGCCCAAAGGCGGAGGAGCACGAGUUUGUGGGCCCGGUUGAUGAGACGCCCAAAGGCCUGAUGUCACGCGGCCACUACGGCGUCCAUUCCCGCUUCAUCGACGACGACAAGAACAUCUACUUGGACUGGGAGUGGAACUUCGACGUCAAGAAGGACUGGGAUCAAUAGAGGGAGAGAGAUGAGGCUACUCUUACCUUUUCGCCCCCUAUUCUUCACCUCCAUCUUUUCCCUCCCCUCUGUUGCCCUGUGAGAGCGGCCUUGCAGCGGCCCAAGACAGGAAACUCUCCUCCUCUUCCUCCUUAUUCUCCUCUUCUACCUUUUUCAUCUUUGUCUGUUUAAUGCAGGUGCCCUGAAACCAGGCAGGGACCUUUAGAGAAGAGAACCCCCCCACCCCCGCCUUCUGUCCCCGCAGUUAUAUUGUUAUUUUACUCAUCCAUGUGGAGCUGUCCACAUGACGAGGCUUCUGGGAUGAUAAGUCUCCAUUUUCGUUUAGUGUCAUGCGUCUGUCUCCCACCCUUCCUACUCAUCCUUUUGUGUAUUCCUGCCUUCAUAAAGCAGCAGUGGAGGCUCUGCAGAGGUGAUCAAAGGAAGUCAGUCUGAGGCACAAAGGGAAAUAAUACAUAUGAUGCAUAAUUACAAACGUUCGAUAUCUGUCAAACAGACUUUUCCAAAGAGAAGAGAUGAAAUAUGUAAAUACAGAGUGCAUUAGUUUAAAGUUUAACAGUAAAAGUGCGCUGAGAGGAGCGACACAAGGCAAAGAUACUGUGUCAGAUAAAAAGGGCAGCCUGGUCGGAAGUUGGUUAGUCGGGUUUAUCUGCCCGACUUUUCUCGCUCACCAACAGGUUCAGCUGUAGCUGGUUUUUCAUCCACCUGUUUCUUUAUGCAGAUUAAAGAACAAACUGAGUGGAAAUGCAGAAAAUUGAAAAGGGAAUAUUGAAAAUCACAAAAAAAAAUGUUCUUUCCCCUGGCUGAGUCAAGAGUUGGUGUAUUGUUGAAAACAAAAUGUGACAAAGUGCAACGGAAACACACGUAGUGGAUUAAUGUGAUUUAAACAUCCACUGAAGCCUCCGCUUCACUGGAGUAAUGACAUAAUGUGGAAAGUAUCAGAUGUGGAGGUUUAACGUUACUCAGAUUAUACAUGAAAGAGACAGAAAUGCCACAUUAACACUAUAUUUUCUACACUGUUUCUGCCAUUUGAGGUUUGGGUCUUCUUCUUCUGCAGUGGUGCAAAGGAACCCAACUGGACAGUUCGUGGCCGAUCCGCUCUGCGAUGUAAGAGUGGUUGGCGAUUGGUUAGGGUUCGAGUUACCCAGAAGCCAGGCAUUUAGCACCUGAGCCACACAGAAGUACAGAAUGGAUCAAUAGUGGAUGUAAAUGCGCAAUAACUCCCUUUGCUUUUGCCAAUUUCCUCAAAAAUUCAGUUAAAAUGUGCGCUACAUUUAUAAGGAAACCUGGCUGGCUCAUGGAGCAGUUACAGUACUGUAAAACAGCUAGCAUCUGAUCACACCCUCCACAUCAGAAUUCAUAUAGCUACCAUUAGUCGCAGAUCGAAUCUGAGCACACAGACAUGAUGCCCAUUACUAGAAUCAGAGUGACAAGCCUUUCCGACGGUAUCAUCGUCUCCAGUGUCCAUCUUUAAUGUCCAUAAAUCGACUUAGAAAUCGUAUAAAAAGACGUUUCGUAUAACUUGCCUGAGAAUCAUCAUGUUUUUACAGUUUCUGAAUGUGAAAGUGCUCUUUGCGACAGCUGUGUCACGGGUGCACUGCAGACUAAUUUGGGAUAUUUUUUUAAGCUGUGCCAGUUUCCCGACAAAUACAUUGUGGGAGCUGUAGUUCCAAAACCUAUGGCACGAUUUUCCCCCCAAAUAGCAGCAAGAAAGAGAUUAAUAGCAGAGGUGAAAAAUUACAUUUACACUGUCAGCCCUCUGGUUUAGUUUAUAAUCUCUUGGGAUUCAUCAUUUAUCUGAUCAUAGGGUUUAGAUUGAUUGGUCUGUUCGCUAAUUAAGUUAAGGUGUUGAGUCAAACAUGCAGAUAUCACAGAAAAAACAUUAAGAAAUAGUAUACAUCAUCAACUUUACAAGAAGUAAAACAAUACUUUGAAAUUAUAUAUAAAAGGACUCUCUAAUCAUCUAAAUUUUGUCGUAUCAAACCAUUAAUUAACUGUGAAGAGGAGACGCAUCACCUCUCAAGAUCUUUGACUUGUGUUCUUUUCAAAUUUCAACAUGGUGUGUCGUGAAAUUGACGUUCGCUUUUCCAAAGCACCUGUCUACUUGAGUCUUUGUGGAGCAGACCAAUUAAAGACUGUAACUGAACUGUGCAUAUUGUAGAAAGACGUGCAUGUAUGUCCUUUAGGAUUUGAAGCUCUUUGCUCAGUUAAAAAAAAAAAAAAAAAGAAGAAAAAAAAAAGAACAAAACUAGCCCUUUCUAAACCUCUCUCGUAUACCAGGGACAGAAGAUGUGAAUAAGAUUCUGCUUUGAGCAUUAAUGAAACAUUUUCAGGUGGUAGCUGAAAGUGACAGUCGAUAAAACGUAUGUCAAGGGACGAAGAGAUUCUCCUUCAAUAAAAUAAGAAAUAUCAUUAUUGUGUUAAGUCUUUAGAUAUGAUAUUGUCAUUGUUGCUGAACAUAUUGAACAUUGAGAUACCAUUUGAAAUCGUUGUGAUCUAAGACUAACUGUAAAUGUUGGCUUGUUGGGUGUUGCAUGGUUUAGCAAGAUUCUCUCUCUUCCUUUUUUUACGACUUUAUUGUAAAAUUUAACGUGGUUUUGAGAAAAAUAAGAUACUGACGCAAUAUCCAGAUGUCAAUGGUUGCCAUAAAUUGCAGGUACAGUAUAUCCAGGGAUAAUUUUUAAAGGCACGGAUAGCUGGAAACAUUCGUCUGUGUCUAAUGCCCCAGCCUGUAACGAUCAAGUGCUGCAUCCGCAAAUAUUGGUGUCAACUCUAGUAUCCUGUAUCUUUUAAUAAAGGCAAUUCAAACAACCA
Molecule: messenger RNA, 4065 nt
Organism: Acanthopagrus latus (yellowfin seabream)
Lineage: Eukaryota; Metazoa; Chordata; Actinopteri; Spariformes; Sparidae
Gene: arhgdig
Product: Rho GDP dissociation inhibitor (GDI) gamma
Exons: 6
Coding region: 586-1254 (222 amino acids)
Biological process (GO): Rho protein signal transduction
Cellular component (GO): membrane; cytoplasm; cytosol
Molecular function (GO): protein binding; Rho GDP-dissociation inhibitor activity
Source: RefSeq, a predicted model, not a curated record